AUGGAAAAUGUAAUACGUGCAGAAGAAUACAAGAAAAAGAUGAAAUUCAAGAAAUUUCGCAAGAAGAAUUUAAACCAAAAGAAGCAAAACAAAAAAGAAGAAGAAUUUAACUUUGACAAAAUUGAAAGAACUGAAAUUGAACAAAUUAAAGAAAAUAUUACUAAUUUACAAAAACUAGCAAAUGAACAAGCUGAACACAUUCAAAUUUUGAAGCAAGCAAUUGAAAUCCACCAAUUAAUGUUUAACGAACUUCACCAAGAAAAUAUUAAUCUAAAACGAAACAAAUAUAAUUGUUCAAAGUAUGAAUAUGGGACUCUCAACGAAGACUAUCCUGAUGAAAGAUUUGACCCAAUCCUAAAAGACUAUAUCCGUCAAACUAAACAAAAUAUUUACGAACAAAGAAAAAGGUACAAACCAAGCGAUAAUGAAGAAUUAGAUUAA
Messenger RNA from Ambispora leptoticha, 441 nucleotides. The record is from the annotation of a GenBank genome assembly. NCBI's taxonomy places the organism in Eukaryota, Fungi, Glomeromycota, Glomeromycetes, Archaeosporales, Ambisporaceae.